AUGGCCUCUUUCGUUUCGCGCUCGCUGCGCCCAGCCGCCGCUCGCCGCAUUGUCUCAAUGUCCGUUCGACCCCUCUCCACAACAGUCUCGCUACGAUCCGAUAACGUCUCUUCGCAAGAGUUCGAGGUUGGCGAACUUCAGGGUGCCAAGUUCAGAGUCGAGCCUCUGCGUCGAGUCGGCGAGGACGACGCUACCAAGCGAGCACGUCUCGUCUACCAGUCCCGAAAGCGUGGAACUCUUGAGUCCGAUCUUCUCCUCUCUACCUUCGCGGCCGCUCACCUGCCCACACUGUCCCCCGAGCUGCUCGAUCAGUACGACCGCAUCCUUGACGAGAACGACUGGGACAUUUACUACUGGGCCACGCAGAAGGAGGAGCUUUCUUCCACAAACCCUUCGUCCUCCGACUCGCCAUCCACCAACAACAUCGACGCCAAGCCACAGUCCGACCAGGUCACUCGCCAGCCUCCUUCGGGAGAGUGGGCGCAGACCGUAGGUAACUUCAAGCCAGCUUACAGGCCUGUGCCCGCGCGUUGGAGGGACAGCGAGAUCCUCGAGAAGUUGAGGGCUCACGUGCGAAGUCGCAGCGUCGACGGUGGUGAGGGCGGUGGUAUGGGCUUCAUGCCCCCUCUUGAGCCUCCCGAGGUUAAGAACUAG
This is a messenger RNA of Fusarium coffeatum, 654 nucleotides long. RefSeq lists its product as uncharacterized. NCBI's taxonomy places the organism in Eukaryota, Fungi, Ascomycota, Sordariomycetes, Hypocreales, Nectriaceae. Gene Ontology annotation, biological process: protein-FAD linkage; mitochondrial electron transport, succinate to ubiquinone; mitochondrial respiratory chain complex II assembly. The transcript is spliced from 2 exons. Bases 1 to 654 code for a protein of 217 amino acids. The record is from RefSeq and is a predicted model, not a curated record. Gene Ontology annotation, cellular component: mitochondrion.